CACAAACCACCAGCCAUGAGAGCUGUUGUACUUGCCUUGACUGUAGCCUUUGUGGCGAGUCAACAGAUUAACCUUGUCCCUGAGUUUGCCCCUGAUAAGACCUAUGUGUACAACUAUGAGGCUCUACUCUUGGGUGGCCUUCCUCAAGAAGGUUUGGCCAGAGCAGGUAUAAAGAUCAACAGCAAGGUUCACCUCAGUGCUGUGACAGAGAACACCUUCUUGAUGAAGCUCAUGGAACCUGUAAUCUACGAGUACGCUGGUAUUUGGCCCAAGGAUCCAUUUUUUCCUGCCACUAAGCUCACCUCAGCAUUGGCUGCUCAGCUUCAGAUUCCCAUCAAGUUUGAGUAUGCUAAUGGUGUGGUUGGAAAGGUAUUUGCCCCUGCAGGAGUCUCCCCUACUGUACUGAACUUACACAGAGGUAUCCUCAACAUCCUUCAGCUCAACCUCAAGAAGACCCAGAACAUCUAUGAGCUGCAAGAGGCUGGAGCUCAGGGAGUGUGCAGGACCCACUAUGUCAUCAGUGAGGAUCCAAAGGCCAACCACAUUACCGUAACCAAGUCUAAGGAUCUGAGCCAUUGCCAGGAGAGAAUCAUGAAGGACGUUGGCUUGGCAUACACUGAGAGGUGUCAUGGAUGUACAAAGAGGGUCAAGAGUCUGAUUGAAACUGCAACUUACAACUACAUCAUGAAACCAUCUUCCACUGGUGCACUGAUCACUGAGGCAAAAGUUGAGGAAGUGCAUCAGUUUUCACCCUUCAGUGAGAUUUAUGGUGCUGCCCAGAUGGAAGCAAAGCAAACCUUGGCUUUUGUUGAAAUUGGGAAGACCCCUGUUGUUCCAAACAAAGCUGAUUACAUGGCACGUGGAUCCCUGCAAUACGAGUUUUCAACUGAGAUUCUUCAUACCCCCAUACAACUCAUAAACAUUAACAAUGCACCAGCACAGAUUGUGGAGGUCCUGAAGCACUUGGUUGCGAACAAUGUGGCCAUGGCCCAUGACGAUGCUCCACUUAAGUUUGUUCAGCUCAUUCAGCUCCUGCGUGCUGCCACCCUAGAGAAUAUUGAGGCUCUCUGGACUCAGUUCAAGAAUGAACCAGUUUACAGGCGCUGGCUCCUGGAUGCUCUUCCUUCUGUUGGCACACCAGUCAUUGUAAAAUUCAUCAAGGAGAAGUUCCUGGCUGGUGAACUUACCCUUCCAGAGUUCAUUCAGGCUCUUGUGGUUGCUCUGCAAAUGAUCACUGCUGAUUUGGAGAGCAUACAGUUGACAGCUAGUUUGGCUAUUCAUGAGAAACUCUCCACAAUCCCAGCUCUCCGUGAAGUUGUAAUGCUUGGAUAUGGUUCCAUGAUUGCCAGGCACUGUGUUGCAGUUCCCACUUGCUCUUCUGAGCUUCUCGGGCCCAUUCAUGAGAUUGCUGCACAGGCCAUUUCUAAAAAUGACAUUCCUGAAAUCACAUUGGCUCUUAAAGUUCUGGGCAAUGCUGGUCACCCUGCUAGUCUUAAACCCAUCAUGAAGCUCCUGCCAGGACUGAGAACUGCAGCUACAUCUCUGCCCCUUAGAGUCCAGGUUGAUGCCAUCUUGGCCCUGAGGAACAUUGCCAAGAAAGAACCCAAACUGGUUCAGCCAGUUGCCCUGCAGCUUGUGUUGGAUAGAGCUCUCCACCCAGAAGUGCGCAUGGUUGCUUGUAUCGUGUUGUUUGAAACCAAGCCCUCAGUGGCUCUCAUGUCAAGUCUUGCUGGUUCUUUAAAGACUGAAACUAACAUGCAGGUUGCGAGUUUUACCUAUUCCCACAUCAAGUCCUUGACCAGAAUCACUGCUCCCGACAUGGCAGCUGUUGCUGGUGCAGCUCAUGUUGCUAUCAAGCUUUUGAGUCCCAAGCUGAACAGGCUUAGUUGGCAUUUCAGCAGAGCCUUCGAGUUUGACAUCUAUCAGACUCCUUUUAUGGUUGGAGCUGCUGGGAGUGCCUACAUGAUCAAUGAUGCUGCAACCAUCCUGCCCAGAGCUGUUGUAGCUAAAGCACGUGCUUAUCUGGCUGGAGCUGCAGCUGAUGUUCUUGAGAUUGGUGUGAGAACUGAAGGAAUCCAGGAGGCUCUUCUGAAAUCUCCUGCUGCAGAUGAAAGUGUUGACCGUAUCACAAAGAUUAAGCGCACCCUGAGAGCACUCAUAAAUUGGAAGGCUUUGCCAACCAGUCAGCCACUGGCUUCAGCCUAUAUCAAACUGUUUGGACAGGAGGUGGCUUUUGCCAGAAUUGACAGGACCCUCAUUGAACAAGCAAUAUCGCUUUCCACUGGACCCAAAUCACGUGAACUGUUGAAGGCGGCUCUUAAAGCUUUGCAGGAAGGAAUUGCUUUGCAGUAUGCCAAACCUCUGCUUGCAGCUGAAAUGCGUCGUAUCUUGCCAACAGCAGUUGGUUUGCCCAUGGAGCUCAGUUUCUACACUGCUGCCGUUGCUGCUGCAUCCAUCAAUGUUAAAGCCACCAUUACACCUCCUCUCCCUGAGGAGAUUGAGACCAUGACUGUUGAACAGCUGAAGAAGACUGAUAUUCAACUCCAAGCUGAAGCUAGACCAAGUAUUGCUCUCCAGACCUUUGCUGUGAUGGGAGUGAACACUGCCUUGAUCCAAGCUGCUGUUAUGGCGAGAGGAAAGAUCCGUAUAAUUGCUCCUGGAAAAGUGACUGCAAGAGCAGACAUUCUCAAGGGCAACUACAAGGUGGAGGCUCUGCCUGUUGAGGUUCCUGAACAUAUUGCUGCUCUGAGCUUUGAGACUCAUGCUGUGGCCAGAAAUAUUGAAGAUCCUACUGCUGCGAGGAUUGUUCCAUUGGUGCCGGAGUUGUCACUGCAAAACCGCCAGAGACAUCUUGCUGGAUCGUCCUCUGAAAUCUUUGAUCCUGAGAUGCCACGUGAUGCUCCUGCUCCAUUUGACAAGACUCUCUGUCUUGCUGUCCCAUACAUUGAAAUCAAGGGAUGCGUUGAGGUGCACUCUCACAAUGCUGCUUUUAUUAGCGAUGCUCCUCUGUUCUACAUAAUUGGACACCACUCAGCACGUGCUACAGUGGCAAGAGGGGAAGGUCCUACAGUUGAAAGACUGGAGCUUGAAGUCCAAGUUGGUCCUAGAGCUGCCGAGAGGCUCCUUAAGCAAAUCAGUCUCAUUGAUGAGGAGACUGCAGAAGGAAAGGCUUUCCUGUUGAAACUGAAGAAAAUCCUGGAGACUGAAGAUAAAAACAGGUCUGUCUCUUCUGAAAGCAACAGCAACAGCAACAGCAACAGUAGCAGCAGCAGCAGCAGGAGCAGCAGGAGCAGUAGGAGCAGCAGCAGUUCAGGCUCUUCAAUGUCCAGCUUUCGUGUGAGCAAGACUGCCAAACCCAUGGAUCCCUUCAAGAAAUUCCACAAAGAUCAGUAUAUGGCACACCAUGGAUCCUCAAAGGCAGUUAGCAGUGGAAGCGCUGCAUCUAGUUUGGAGCGUAUCCAGAAACAGGCUAAAUAUCUUGGGGAUGCUAUUCCACCUGUUUUUGCUAUCAUUGCCCGUGCUGUUAGAGUAGAUCACAAGUUGUUGGGUUACCAGCUUGCAGCCUUCUUUGACGAGCCAACUUCAAGGGUGCAGCUCAUUGUUUCAUCCAUUGCUGAGAAUGACAACUGGAAGUUGUGUGCUGAUGGUGUCCUUCUGAGCAAGCACAAAGUCACUACCAAUGUUGCCUGGGGUACAGAGUGUCAACAAUAUGCAGUCAUUAUGAAAGCUGAAGCUGGAAUCCUUGGAGAAUUCCCUGCUGUCCGUCUAGAGUGGGAAUGGGAGAGGCUUCCAAAUUUAAUCACCAACUAUGCCAAAAAGCUGUCUAAGCAUAUUCCUAUGGCAGCAUUACAAUCAGGGUUCAGGUUUGAAAGAGCCACAAACAGUGAGAAAGAAAUUGAACUGACUGUGGCCUUGCCCAGUAAAAGGUCCCUGAAUGUCAUAGUAAGGGUUCCAGAGAUGACACUGUCGAGGAUGGCUAUUCCCCUCCCUGUCACUGUACCCAUCAAUCCAGAUGGAUCUCUUUCUAUUUAUAUUGAUCAAGACAUUAUGUUCAGAGUCCAGAAUUAUAUCUAUGAUCACACCGCAGCAAAAUGCAGCAUGAUACAAGACACAAUCACUACGUUCAACAACAAGAGGUACAAGAACGAAAUGCCCAUUUCUUGCUACCAAGUCUUGGCUCAGGACUGUACACCUGAGCUGAAAUUUGUUGUUCUCUUGAAGAAGGAUGAGUCUGAAAAAAACCACCUGAACAUUAAACUUGCUGACAUCAAUGUCGAUCUGUAUGCUUUGGGCAACCAAGCAAAAGUUAAAAUUAAUGAAAGGGAAGUGCCCAUCAGCAGCCUUCCCUACCAGCAUCCCUCAGGCUCCAUUCAGAUAAGGGAGAAGGCUGAUGGUUUGUCACUUUAUGCUUCUGGUUAUGGGCUUCAGGAAGUCUACUUUGACAGUGGUCAUUGGAAGAUCCAAGUUGCAGACUGGAUGAAAGGACGGACUUGUGGAAUCUGUGGAAAGGCUGAUGGAGAGAUCAGACAGGAGUAUACCACACCCAGUGGAUACCUGACCAAGAGUCCAGUCAGCUUUGCCCACUCAUGGGUGCUUUCUGCUGAGAGCUGCCGUGAUGCCAGCCAAUGCCGCAUGAAACUUGAAUCUGUAAAGCUGGAGAAGCAGGUGAUAUUGAAUGGCCAGGAAUCUAAAUGCUACUCUGUUGAGCCUGUGCUGCGCUGUCUGCCAGGCUGUGCACCAAUCAGAACCACCCCUGUCACUAUUGGAUACCACUGCCUUUCCACACUCUCUAACCUCAACAUGCUUGAUGGAGUCUAUGAGAAGAGUGUAGACUUGAGAGAGACUACAGAUGCUCAUCUGGCCUGUCGCUGCAGUGAACAGUGUGCUUAAACCCACUUAUUGGCUCAGUAGUACCUAAUACAACACUUUUUGAAGCUGCUGUAAAAUAAUGCCUCAUUUUCAAUAAAUGUGAACAAGCAUUCUGAAAA
This is a messenger RNA of Carassius auratus (goldfish), 4988 nucleotides long. Its product is annotated as vitellogenin-like. The record is from RefSeq and is a predicted model, not a curated record. Gene Ontology annotation, biological process: response to estradiol; cellular response to estrogen stimulus; lipid transport. Bases 16 to 4890 code for a protein of 1624 amino acids. Lineage: Eukaryota; Metazoa; Chordata; Actinopteri; Cypriniformes; Cyprinidae. Gene Ontology annotation, molecular function: lipid carrier activity. The transcript has 34 exons.